UUAGAUUUAGCCUCAAGCAGUAGUAUAAACAAUAACCGAAGCUCAGCAAAGCAAAUCCAAAGCGAAGAAAAGGUGUGUUUGUGCUCUGAAUUCUGCAAUGGCGGGCGUUAUAGGAUUCGUGGGGUUGGACCAACUGAGCUUGGACAUGGCUGCUUUGCUUCUUCGCGCUGGCUACAAAGUCCAAGCUUUUGAGGUCCAAAAUCUUUUGAUGAAUGAAUUUUUGAAGUUAGGGGGAACUGAAUGCUUGAGCCUUAGGGAGGCAGCGAAAGGUGUUUUGGCUUUAAUUGUCUUAAUAUCUCAUGGGGAUCAAAUACAUGAUGUAAUUUUGGGUCAUGAUGGUGCUUUAGAAGGGUUACAGAAAGAUGCAGUCAUUAUUCUUUAUUCGACCAUAUUGCCGUCACACAUCCAGACUUUGGAGAAGAAUCUCAAAGAGAAUGGUCUGGCAACUUCAAUAGUGGAUGCAUAUGUCUAUAAGGCAACAUCUGAGAACUUAAAUGGAAAAGUUGUGGUUGUAUCCUCAGGAAUGUCUGAUGCCAUUUCCAAGGCUUACCCUAUUCUCUCUGCAAUGUCCAAAAAGCUUUACAUUUGUAAAGGUGAAAUUGGAGCUGGAAGCAAAAUUAAAUUGGUCACUGAGCUGCUUGAGGGCAUUCAUCUUAUUGCUGCUGUAGAAGCUAUAUCUCUUGGUGUUAAAGCUGGGAUCCAUCCAUGGAUAAUCUAUGACAUCAUUUCAAAUGCUGCUGGAAAUUCUUGGGUUUUCAAGAAUUUUAUACCACAGCUGCUCAGUGGCAAUGUCAAAUAUCAUUUCUUGAAUCCUUUCACUCAGAAAUUGGGUAUUGUUUUGGAUAUGGCCAAAUCGCUUACUUUUCCUCUCCCACUUUUGGCAAGUGCUCAUCAGCAACUGGUUCUUGGAUCUUCACUUGGUGCUGGAGAUGAUAAUACCCCAUUGGUUCAGGUUUGGGACCAAGUAUUUGGAGUGAACACUGUAGAUGCUGCCAAUGCUGAACGCUAUAACCCAGAGGAACUUGCAACUCAAAUUACUUCCCAAUCAAAAACUGUCAAACGAGUUGGUUUUAUUGGUCUUGGAGCAAUGGGAUUUGGCAUGGCAACUCACCUUGUGAAGUCAAAUUUCUGUGUUAUUGGUUAUGAUGUGUACAAACCUACACUAACUCGAUUUGAAAGUGCUGGCGGUCUGAUUGGAAGCUCUCCGGCAGAUAUAUCUAAAGAUGUUGAUGUGCUUGUAGUCAUGGUCACCAAUGAAGCUCAAGCAGAUAGUGUUUUAUUUGGGGACUUGGGUGCAGUUUCAGCCCUUCCAUCUGGAGCAUCUAUAAUUCUUUCUUCCACGGUAUCUCCUGCAUUUUUGAACCAACUAGAACGACGUUUACAGAAUGAAGGAAAAGAUUUAAAAUUGGUUGAUGCACCUGUUUCUGGGGGUGUUAAAAGAGCCUCUAUGGGUGAACUUACAAUAAUGGCCGCAGGUUCAGAUGAUGCUCUUAAAAGUGCAGGUCUUGUCCUCUCAGCAUUAAGUGAGAAGCUCUAUGUUAUCAAAGGGGGUUGUGGGGCAGGAAGUGGAGUAAAGAUGGUUAAUCAAUUGCUUGCCGGAGUUCAUAUAGCAGCAUCAGCUGAGGCAAUGGCUUUUGGGGCCCGAUUACGUCUUAACUCAAGAAUAUUGUUUGAUAUCAUCAGCAAUAGUGGGGCAACAUCCUGGAUGUUUGAAAAUCGUGUUCCGCAUAUGUUAGACGAUGACUAUACCCCUUACUCUGCUCUUGAUAUCUUUGUGAAGGAUCUGGGUAUUGUUGCUCGCGAAUGCUCAGCUCAUAAAGUUCCACUCCAUAUUUCAACCAUUGCACACCAACUCUUUAUUGCAGGAUCUGCUGCUGGCUGGGGUCGACAGGAUGAUGCUGGUGUGGUAAAGGUAUAUGAAACCCUCACAGGUGUUAAAGUUGAAGGAAAACUUCGAGCUCUUAAGAAGGAAGUUGUCUUUCAAAGUCUUCCGCCUGAGUGGCCAGCGGAUCCUAUCAAUGACAUACAUAUGCUAAACCAGAAAAAUUCAAAAACACUGGUUGUUCUUGAUGAUGAUCCAACUGGAACACAAACUGUUCAUGAUGUUGAGGUAUUAACUGAAUGGAGUAUUGAAUCGCUCGUUGAACAGUUCAGGAAAAAGCCUAUAUGCUUCUAUAUUUUGACCAACUCCAGAGCACUAAGCUCUGAGAAGGCAACUGAACUGAUCAAAGAUAUAUGCAGCAAUCUUUUCUCUGCGGCAAAAUCAGUUGAGCAUAUUGAUUACACAGUAGUUCUGAGAGGUGAUUCGACUUUACGAGGUCAUUUUCCAGAGGAACCAGAUGCAGCUGUUUCAGUACUAGGUCAGGUGGAUGCUUGGAUUCUAUGCCCCUUCUUUCUCCAAGGAGGCCGCUUUACCAUUGAUGAUAUACACUAUGUUGCAGAUUCUGAUUGGCUUGUUCCUGCUGGAGACACAGAGUUUGCUAAAGAUGCUUCCUUUGGCUAUAAAUCUUCAAACCUUAAAGAGUGGGUGGAGGAGAAAACAGCAGGACGAAUUCCAGCUGGCAGUGUUGCAUCUAUUUCUAUCCAACUUUUAAGAAAAGGUGGACCAGGUGCAGUUUGCAAGCUUCUUUGCGGUUUGGAUAAGGGAUCGACAUGCAUAGUAAAUGCAGUUAGUGAACGAGACAUGGCUGUAUUUGCUGAUGGAAUGAUCCAGGCGGAAUUGAAAGGAAAAUCUUUCUUAUGCCGUUCUGCAGCGAGCUUUGUUUCUGCUCGCAUUGGAAUUAUCCCAAAAGCUCCAAUCCUGCCAAAGGAUCUAGGAUUAAGUAAAGAGAGAAGUGGUGGACUCAUAGUUGUGGGUUCAUAUGUUCCGAAAACAACAAAACAGGUUGAAGAGCUUCAGUCACAAUAUGGACAUAUGUUGAAAAGCAUUGAGGUUUCUGUUCACAAAGUUGCUAUGAAGUCAUCAGAAGAAAGGAAGGAGGAAAUUAAUAAAACUGCAGAGAUGGCUUCUGUGUUUCUUGCAGCUCGGAAAGAUACUCUGAUAAUGAGCAGCAGAGAACUCAUCACUGGAAAAACUGCUUCUGAGAGUUUAGAGAUCAACUUCAAAGUGAGCUCUGCACUGGUUGAAGUAGUCAGGCUGAUAACUACAAGACCUCGUUAUAUUCUGGCCAAGGGUGGAAUCACCUCAUCAGACCUUGCUACAAAAGCUCUCGAAGCAAAAUGUGCCAAAGUAGUCGGACAGGCCCUAGCCGGAGUCCCUUUGUGGGAGCUAGGGCCUGAAAGUAGACAUCCCGGAGUUCCCUACAUUGUUUUCCCUGGUAAUGUUGGCGACAGCAAAGCACUAGCAGAAGUUGUGAGAUCUUGGGCUCGCCCACUCAGACUUUCAUCAACAAAGGAGAUCCUAAGUAAUGCUGAAAUGGGUGGCUAUGCUGUUGGAGCCUUCAAUGUCUAUAACAUGGAAGGAGUCGAGGCUGUAGUAGCAGCUGCAAAGCAAGAACGUAGUCCAGCUAUUUUACAGGUUCAUCCUGCUGCGUUUAAGCAAGGAGGGCUUACAUUGGUUGCGUGUUGUAUAUCUGCUGCAGAACAGGCCAGCGUUCCCAUCACUGUUCACUUUGACCAUGGUACUUCAAAGAAAGAACUGUUGGAAUCUCUUGAGCUGGGCUUUGAUUCAGUAAUGGUGGAUGCUUCACAUCUUCCCUUCAAGGAUAAUAUUUCAUACACAAAGCACAUAUCAAACUUGGCCCACUUAAAGGAUAUGCUUGUGGAGGCAGAACUUGGAAGAUUGUCUGGAAUUGAAGAUGAUUUGACUGUUGAAGAUUAUGAAGCAAAGCUGACUGAUGUUAAUCAGGCUCAAGCAUUCAUAGAUGAGACUGGGAUAGAUGCCUUGGCAGUAUGCAUUGGGAAUGUGCAUGGAAAAUAUCCAGCAAGUGGCCCAAAUCUCAAACUUGAUUUGCUUAAGGAUCUAUAUGCCCUAAGUUCAAAGAAAGGAGUUUUUCUUGUGCUGCAUGGAGCCUCUGGUUUGUCCAAGGAACUAGUGAAGGGUUGCAUAGACCGCGGUGUGAGGAAGUUCAACGUGAACACGGAGGUACGAAAAGCUUACAUGGAAUCCCUGAACAGUCCGAAGGGAGAUCUAGUGCAUGUAAUGGCUUCUGCUAUAGAAGCCAUGAAAGCUGUGGUUGCUGAGAAGAUGCAUCUAUUCGGUUCUGCUGGAAAAGCCUAAUGGUUUGGGGGUUAACCAGCUGUGAUCAUUGAUCCUGCAAAAUUUGGUUUAACAUAUUAUGACCCUUUUGUGCAUUAAAAACAUCAUAUUAUUCAUUUCCUUUUGGAAACAAAUAAAUGGGCAAACUGUUGUUAAGAACGGGUUAGGCCAUAAGGCUUAAACAAUAAGAAAAAAGAACCAGGUUGAUGAA
Messenger RNA from Hibiscus syriacus, 4409 nucleotides. RefSeq lists its product as uncharacterized. The coding region runs from base 98 to 4219 and encodes 1373 amino acids. The transcript is spliced from 42 exons. Gene Ontology annotation, biological process: carbohydrate metabolic process. Gene Ontology annotation, molecular function: zinc ion binding; aldehyde-lyase activity; NADP binding. The record is from RefSeq and is a predicted model, not a curated record. NCBI's taxonomy places the organism in Eukaryota, Viridiplantae, Streptophyta, Magnoliopsida, Malvales, Malvaceae.